This is a messenger RNA of Musca domestica (house fly), 1523 nucleotides long. RefSeq lists its product as uncharacterized. Lineage: Eukaryota; Metazoa; Arthropoda; Insecta; Diptera; Muscidae. The record is from RefSeq and is a predicted model, not a curated record. The transcript has 6 exons. The coding region runs from base 743 to 1297 and encodes 184 amino acids.
CAGCAUGAUGCUGGCGGCAUAUGUGAAAUUAUGUACUAUGAGCAUGAUAACACCAGUUAAUACAUGUUUAUGACCAGCUUAAAACAUUCCGGUAAAAAUCCAUUUAAAAACAUUUGACUCCGAAAGCUCUCGUGAUUGCGCAUGUUUAUUAUCUUGUAAGCUUUUCAUUCAUAAAAUUCCGACAGAGUCCUUUAGAGCGGUGAGUUUCAAUUAGUAUCAAAUUGACCGUGAUACCGAUAAGUUCUUGUGAAAGUUGAACGGAAGCAAUUGUCAAAGGACUUUUGUCCGUCGGCGUUUGAAAUUGAAUCUCGCGUGGCGUAUACUUAAUAUUGUUGAAUAAAUAUUGUUUGUGUGUGUUUGCAUGUGUAUGUGAAAUGGGAAAAGCUGCGGAUGUGUUUGUAAUAAAAGUGUCACUCUUAAUGCAAAGUUGUUUUUGUAUACCACAAUGUAAACAAAAGUAAAUCCAAAUAAAGAAAACCCAAUUGGAUGGGAAUAUAAUUCAACUUGGUAUGGCUGAUAAAAAGUUCCAAAGUGUCUGUUUUUGUGUUGGGUGGGUGAUCCAACAAAACAACUCGAAAAUAUUUUCUGUAAUUGCAUAAAAACAAAACGAACACAAGAUUGGAUUUAAACAAUAAACCUUGCCGGCAACCAAUAAAAUAUACAUUUUCCUACCCUACGAAACUUUGUCUCAAUCCCACAGGAUAAAAGUUCUAGUAAGAAGAACGACAAAUUUGAUGACACCAUGGUAUUACUGAUGUCUUGCUGUUGUUGGGAUGAUGUAUGGAAAGGCAGUUUUGCCAGUGGCAUAUAUACAUUGAUUUAUCAUGGGUUCUCAGCAUUCCUUGGUGUAAGAAGUCUGAUCGAUGAAUGGGACUAUCUUCUGGGAAAACGAGACAAGCCCCGAGGAGAGACAAUAAUUGAGAAAGGUGACAUAACCAAAACACAUGUAGUAUUCAAUAUAAUGUCAUUGACAGUUUCCAUGGGAUUAAUAUUUUCAGCAGUUUUGCUGAUAUUUGGCCUGAAGAGGAAAAAACGGGAACUUCUGUGGCCAUGGAUUCUGAUGAUGGUAGCUGAUUUAAUCCUAGAGGUUUUUUACAUUGGCUAUUUUUUAAUAUAUCGAAGAGUGGAAUUUAAUCCAGUAAACGGAUUUAUUUUCACAAUAAUUUUAUUCAUAACAACAUUAAAUGUAUAUUGCAUUUUAUGUGUAAUAUCACAAUACCAAUUAUACAGACUCAGACAAUGUUAUGCUGGACAGCAUGAGAAUGCCACUGAUGUCUUUGAAACCUACUCCAGGUGACUAAAACCGUCCUACACUUCUUGCGAAGAAACUUGCCAACAGACUGCUGAAGAAGUAGUACCCGCUGGUCAAUUAAAUAGUUCAACAAAUGUUCUUUUGGAUGCAACACACUCCCCAGCCCUGUGCACAAUACCGGAGGAAAACUCACAGACGAGUAUAUAAAAUUCGAUAUAUUUUCCAGAUGAUAAAUUUUCUUGUUGGGCUUGUACAUAUAAAAAUAAAUUUG